GUCGCCCCGCGGGAGCGGCCGUUCGCCGCCCGUCCCCGAAGGAGGCCGCGCAGACAUGGCGACGGCGCUGACGCAGGGCCGGAAGCGCGUCCCGGACCAGACGGGCUACCUGGUGAUCUGCGACGGGGCGUCGGCCGGCGACCUGGAGAACGACGAGCGCACGGCUGGGGUGAUCUCGGAGCUGGUGAGCACGGCCUGCGCCUUCCGCCUGCCCCGCUGCCCGGAGGUGCCCUUCCGCCGCAUCUCAGUGGUGUUUGGGGAGCACUCCUUCCUGGUGACCAUCUCUGGUCAGAAGCUGUUUGUGGUGAAAAGGCAGAACAGUGUCCGAGAGCCGGUGAUGGUCUGAGCUCGAGGCGGCUGCUGCUGCUGCUGCUGCUCUUCCCAGAACAUGGAGAGAGGGCCCAAGUGCCCACGGCUCACCUUUCGUGACUGUGUGUAUGUGAGUGGGAGCUGAAUCAUUCACGGGCUACUGCACAGACUGUUAAGAACCUGGUCUAAACUGGGGCGGGGGGGCGGGGGGGUUGGUAUGUAAAGGAGAGGCCUGGCACAGCUGUGUUGCAUGAAUUAAAACUUUUAAAAAACAAUCUAUUGAUUAGCAACCAGCAAGCAACUUCAGUAAACAUCGGAACUUUCCCUGUCUGCACAAGUCCAAUUUCUUCUCCAGCCCCCAACACCCCCACACAAACUGAGAAAUUCUGCAGGUUGCUUGACAGCUCAGCUUGUUUGAAGAGACGGACAGAAACUUGAUAGAUGCAGAGAAGGACCUGAAUUGUCUCAGUUUCCUAUAGCGGUAUAGAAAGUCCAGCAUGGCUUUCUCUAAUGCAGGAAAGGGGCUUUAAUACUUGGCACAAUCUUUAAGGUAGGGACGUAGGACCCAAGGCUUGGGGGGCAAAUUCAGCCUUCUUGGUUCUAAAUCAUUUCCUCUGAGAUCCUUCGGAGGGCCACCCUCUUUCCUGUGCCCAUGAGUUGUUUGGUCAUGUCCAAGCUUUAGAAUAGCAGCUCCCCCGGCUGAAAAUGCUUCUAAGGCUUAGUUACAGGCAGGAGCAUCUCAAGCUAAACGAAGCUGGUUAAGCAUGUCCUCUGCCCCCGGGGUGCGUGUGCACUCCCCCCGCUGCCACCCAAACAGCUCCCAGCUUGAUCCUGGUUCUUGGGGUGCAUGGGGUUCAGCAGCUCUGCCUGAAGCCGCCGGUUUCUUUAAAGGCAGGAUGGGGUGAGAAGGGCUGCCUUUCCUGGCAAGGCUGGCGGGUAGAGUUCACGUUCCCUUAGCAGUGUAGAUGAUGGGGUGUCCUUCAUGCUCUUCCCAAAGAGCUCCUUUCCUUUUGUGCCGGAUCCUGCACUUUCUUCUUUCCAAGGAAACCAGCGAGGAUUGAGGUUUUGCUGCCCUCUUUCUUCUGGGGACUGUGUGACAUUCCCCCUGUGUCCCCCUGCCCCAGACAUCUGGCUGCAGAAGAGGAUCCCAGCCCAGAGGAUGAAUGAGAAUCUGCAAAACACGCUCCCUCUCCCGGUAUCUGCUGGUUUCUUCCAAGAUCAACAAAUGUUUUGAAGGGGGGACUGCCCACCCACUGAGCAAGACGCGAUGCAAGGAAGGUUUUUCCUGUGACAGAUCAGUCUCUAAACAGCUGCUUAAGUGAUUCGGCCUUCCCUUCAGGGGAGCUAUUUUACCCCUCUGAGUCUUGGUAAAAAGCCUAACUAAGACCCAUCGCUUGCUUGGAAAGCAAAUCGCACGAUGUCUUGCCUCCUUCCUUCUGGAGGAAAUGCGCUCAGUGGCUCUCACGGGGGCUCCCUUGCUCCAGCCGCUUCUGGCCCAACAGCAAUCGGCUUAGUGGAUCGCGGUGGGCAGCGUACUGAUGGCAUUGCACGCCCCCGGCUCUGCAGCGGGAGGGACGGUUAAAGCCCCCCCCCAUGCCAGCUCUCAUUUCAAGUGAUGGGGUUGACAUGCCACGUGAACAGCUCUGCCCUGCCCUGCCCUGCCCGUGGCAUGUGGAUUCUUGCCUGAACUGGCCAUGUGGUUCUGUGGCAAUGCAGGUUCCGUGCCCCUUGCUCCAUCCUCUUGGCUCACUGUGCCCCCGCAAGCGACAUCCCCAUCCCUUGCCUGUUCUGCCCAUGGACUGCAGUUGUCACCCCUUCAUUGGGCCCUGCGAUCAGGAGGUACCCCCCCAUGCGCCUCCAUGUCUGUGGCACAUCUCAGCUGCUCCCCAGAGAUUUUACAUUAAACAAAAAUAAAGAGUUUUGCUGCAAUCCC
Molecule: messenger RNA, 2242 nt
Organism: Varanus komodoensis (Komodo dragon)
Lineage: Eukaryota; Metazoa; Chordata; Lepidosauria; Squamata; Varanidae
Gene: LAMTOR4
Product: late endosomal/lysosomal adaptor, MAPK and MTOR activator 4
Exons: 4
Coding region: 56-346 (96 amino acids)
Biological process (GO): cellular response to amino acid stimulus; positive regulation of TOR signaling
Cellular component (GO): Ragulator complex; lysosome
Molecular function (GO): guanyl-nucleotide exchange factor activity
Source: RefSeq, a predicted model, not a curated record